Messenger RNA from Filobasidium floriforme, 1868 nucleotides. RefSeq lists its product as uncharacterized. The record is from RefSeq and is a predicted model, not a curated record. The transcript is spliced from 7 exons. NCBI's taxonomy places the organism in Eukaryota, Fungi, Basidiomycota, Tremellomycetes, Filobasidiales, Filobasidiaceae. The coding region runs from base 268 to 1767 and encodes 499 amino acids.
CUAUAUCGAUUCGACUCGACUUGACUCUCCCUGGAAGAGAACCUCAUACUCGUCAUACGUCCCAUCUCAAGAUGGAAGACAAGAGUGCAGGCGAGCCCUCGUUCGGGUCUAGGUCUCCCCAGCAUUCAUUCAUGAGACCGCUAACCCGGGCUGAGCGAAUCAAGGUCGGACAGCUGGUCAAACUGCACCUCAAGGUCUUUCUCGGAAGUUUGGGGCUAUUGCAGACGCUUGGAGCUGUAGGAAGAAUCGAGAAAGUCCAUCUCGAACAUGCUCAAGACCCUCUUGAGACCGCUGGAGAAGAAUAUCCGGACGGCGAUCUUCCUCUCGCUUUACCCCACCUUGUUUCGGCUGUUCAACCUGAUUCGUAGACGAUCACGGCUCGAGGUCGAAGGACUGGAGGACCCGUUAAAUGUCUUGACCCCAGCGACCUCCAUCUUGAGCGAAAGCUCCGCCAAGAACCGUAAAAGGAUCAGCUCAGUGCUUCGGGAGCUGGCUUUACCAACAAAUCCUGCUUUCCUGCUUGCACCCCUCUGCGUGCUCUUACCUCCUACCUGGCUUGCCCAGCUCAACCUGUACUCGACGACUGCGGCCGGGUUGGCAUUGGCACGGUAUAUCUCGGGGAAGAUCGACCAGGGUGAAUUGAGGUGGAGACCAUCAUGGGCGCAAUCACGAUUCAAGCAUGUGCGGAACGCGAAGCGGCAUCGGCCGUAUUGGAUGGGAGAGAAGGAUCCGGGUUCAGUAUCUACGGACGAGCUGAGCCAGUUGGCUCUAGAGUCUCAGGAUGGACUGGGUGAAAGGUGUCAAGGUGCAGGGGAGGUCGAUCUGGUCGUCCUCCUUCGAAACGCGCUCCGUGCAGGAGGAUCUUGGUGGCUGUUCCCCCUCAGUCAAGGGUGGUUGCUGUACACCGCGGUCUUCGAGGGGGAUUGCUUCCCGACGAGUUACAAGGAUGUUAUCGUCUCGCGCUCGACUCGAUACGUUCCAACGGCAGAAUCCCUAGGUCUCUCGGGCGACAUGGCCAAAUCCAUCCCUCAUCCUUCCUCAAUCCUCUCCAUGUUCCCCAUGUUCACCCAAUCGCCUCAUCCACAUCCUCCCUUCCCUCUUCCGUCCAUUCCAGGGAUAGAAAAACAGUACGAAUCCUUCUUGACGAUUUUCCGAUCAGCAAACCCGGCACACGAUCGGGCGAUGUGUGCGGCAUUACAUCCUAUGGAACCUAGUUGCGUGAAGAAUUACGUGAAAGCGGUCGGGGAUGCAGUUCCUAGUGCGGCAGGGCUGGUCGGCGGUUGGAGUGGGUUGGUGACGCUGUUGAGGUGGAAGACGGUUAGCAAGAACCCACCUGCUGCCCUGCUGAAAUGGCUCAAGUCGACAGCAAGGGGGACGGCGUUGAUCGCCUUGUCGAUCGGCACGGCAUGGGCUUGGGUGUGCGCGUUUCAAAGGAUUCUCGGGCCUACGACGUUGCCUCGAGCUAGGUUCUCGAUCGGAGGGAUACUGGCGGGAUGCUGGAUCAUGCUCGUCCCGUCUCCUCGGCGGCUCGAAUUGGGAAUGUAUACGUUCAGAUUGAGCUUGGCGAGCUUGUGGAAGGUCGGAUUGAAGAAGGGCUGGUGGAAGUACCGAGCGUCGGCCAAGUUUUUACCGUUUGCGCUGGCGAUGACACUGUUGACUUAUGUCAAGCGAAGGACACCAAGCGCUGUGGACGGAUGGGUAGGAAGGACGGUCAAAUAUCUCGACCAGGAUAUCGAAGCCCGGACUGGGGAGGACAUUGUGGCUUGAGGGCGAUGCAACUAGAGAACCUUCGCUUGUAUCUGAUGGUUGUACGACGAUAUUGUAUAUCAACCGGACCGGCUGCCUGCAGCUGAAGCGAAGGCUGACUC